AUGCCAGCCAUCACUGUUAAGCCACUAACACCGCCAGCCGGGUCUGCAAUCGACUUCGGUGCCGUCAUUACAGAUGUUGACCUGGAGCAUUUGACUGUCGUGCUCAAAAAUCAACACCAACUCACCCCUAAAGCGCAAUAUGAACUCACCCGCCGAUUCGACCCAUCCGCUACACAGUACGGCCACGGCAAGACCCUUGACGCAAAGCGUAGCAUCCUUCACCCAGACUUAAAGACUAUCCCGCACCAGCCACAAGUGCAAGUCAUCGGGCACGGAUUCAUUGACUCGUACGAGGGGUUGGAGAAUAUCACUCUGAAACACCCGCACCACCGCACAUUCCACCGCGACCCGAUCCCGCAGGAGGAUGAUUACGAUUCCACGCGGUUUUAUAGGUGGCAUAUUGAUGCCGCUCUGUAUGGGCUCAACCCGCCAAUUGUGACAACGUUACUUGCCGUCAAGGUGCCGGGGGGUCGAAGACAGACCGUGCGAUAUGAUGAUGGCUCCGGUGAGACGAUGGAUGUGCCGCUGGGCACAACGGCAUUUGCCUCGGGAGAGCGGAUGUUCGAGCUCCUCUCAGAGGAGGAUAAGGAGUUUGCGCUGAGUAGCCGGGUCGAAUAUGCACCUCAUCCAUACAUUUGGAUGUCCCCAGCCCGCUCGCUCCCGACUGGCCUCGGCCUGCACAGUGACGAUCUCGAACUCCCGCUCUCGGAGCUCCCGCCCAUCGACGAAUCCGCCAUCCAGAUCCUUCCCAUGGUGUGGAAGAACCCCGCCACGGGGAAACCAGCGCUGCAGAUCCACCCAUCCGCUGUGCGCAAGAUCCACUGCGGUGAUGGGACUGUCAUAGACGAUCUAAAGAAAGUCAGGGAGAUCGCGUAUAAACUGCAACGGCCCGCUAUUAGUCCGCAGUAUGUGUACGCGCAUGACUGGGAAGAGGGGGAUCUGGUCCUGUUUCAUAAUCGUGGGGUGCUGCAUUCGGUGGUCGGUGCCUUUGGAGAAGGCGAGGUCAGGUUGUUUAGGCAGUGUAACCUGGCGGCAGGGGAGGGAGUUGUGCCGUAUAGAGAGUAG
This is a messenger RNA of Aspergillus nidulans FGSC A4, 1065 nucleotides long. Its product is annotated as TauD/TfdA family dioxygenase. The record is from RefSeq and is a predicted model, not a curated record. NCBI's taxonomy places the organism in Eukaryota, Fungi, Ascomycota, Eurotiomycetes, Eurotiales, Aspergillaceae. Bases 1 to 1065 code for a protein of 354 amino acids. The transcript is spliced from 3 exons.